ACCUUGAAACCCUAGGUUAAAGCGACGCCGCCGCCGCCAGCCGUCCGCCUUGCUCUCCUCUCGAGCCUGGUCCUCCUCCUUCCAACUAUCUCCCUCCCCCCAGAUUCCAUUGAUUUAGCGUUAGUUUUUCCGGUAGCGAAUCACUAGCAGCAGCGAUGGCGAUCAAGAGGACCAAGGCGGAGAAGAAGAUCGCGUACGACAAGAAGCUGUGCCAGCUGCUGGAGGAGUACAGCAAGGUGCUCAUCGCCGUGGCCGACAACGUCGGGUCCAAGCAGCUGCAGGAGAUCCGCAAGGGCCUCCGCGGCGACUCCGUCGUGCUCAUGGGCAAGAACACCCUCAUCAGGAGGUGCAUCAAGGUCCACUCCGAGAAGACCGGCAACAAGGACUACCUCGAGCUCAGCAACCUCCUCAUAGGAAAUGUUGGUCUUAUCUUCACCAAGGGUGACCUCAAGGAGGUUCGUGAGGAGGUCGCCAAGUACAAGGUUGGUGCGCCUGCUCGUGUUGGGCUAGUUGCUCCUGUUGAUGUGGUGGUUCCCCCUGGCAACACUGGUCUGGAUCCCUCCCAGACGUCCUUCUUCCAGGUGCUCAACAUCCCCACCAAGAUUAACAAGGGUACUGUUGAAAUUAUCACCCCUGUGGAGCUCAUUAAGAAGGGUGACAAGGUGGGCUCGUCCGAGUCUGCCCUGCUCGCGAAGCUGGGUAUCCGCCCGUUCUCAUAUGGGCUGGUGAUCAACAAUGUUUAUGACAGUGGGUCUGUCUUCAGUCCUGAGGUUCUUGACCUCACUGAGGAAGACCUCAUGGACAAGUUUGCGUCCGGUGUGUCCAUGGUUGCCUCCCUGUCCCUGGCAAUCUCAUACCCCACUAUUGCUGCUGCGCCGCACAUGUUUAUCAAUGCAUACAAGAAUGUGCUUGCUAUUGCUGUGGAGACUGAUUACUCAUACCCCCAUGGUGACAAGAUCAAGGAGUAUCUUAAGGACCCCAGCAAGUUCGCAGUCGCCGCACCUGCUGCUGCUGCUGCCUCCGGUGGCGCAGCAGCUGCCGCCCCCAAGGAGGAGGAGAAGAAGGACGAGCCUGAGGAGGAGUCUGACGGCGAGAUGGGCUUCAGCCUGUUCGACGACUAAGCUAGCUGUUUCUCCCCGUAUCGCCUGUGUCGAAGUCAGCAAGUUUUGUCUUAGUGUUGAACACUAAAAAGUUGCAAGUUUUAAUUGUUUUUUAUCCGGGACAAGUAUUAUGCUGUUUCUUAGUGUGUAUCCGACAAUGGUACCCAGUUAUGUCAUUGAGUUAGUUAUUUCUGUAUUCCUC
This is a messenger RNA of Brachypodium distachyon (stiff brome), 1302 nucleotides long. Its product is annotated as 60S acidic ribosomal protein P0. Gene Ontology annotation, molecular function: structural constituent of ribosome; large ribosomal subunit rRNA binding. The transcript is spliced from 5 exons. NCBI's taxonomy places the organism in Eukaryota, Viridiplantae, Streptophyta, Magnoliopsida, Poales, Poaceae. Gene Ontology annotation, cellular component: cytosolic large ribosomal subunit. The record is from RefSeq and is a predicted model, not a curated record. The coding region runs from base 156 to 1121 and encodes 321 amino acids. Gene Ontology annotation, biological process: ribosomal large subunit assembly; ribosome biogenesis; cytoplasmic translation.